AUGUCUCGUAUUUUCCCAUGUUCUUUCCGAAUCUUUUUGUUCAUCGCGUUGGUUUCUGAGAGUCAGACUUUGGCUCAUCCCGUCACAUCAUUUAAAGGUUUGUGCCAGGUUAUUCUUUUUCCAUACUCAAAAUUUAUUAUUUUUCUCGAAGUGCAGUAAGCGAGGUUGACGUUAUGGCGUCAAUUCUCGUCCUGUGUUCAGCUGAGUAGAGUUUCUGUGCAACCACGGUAAUAGAGAUUUUAAUGUGUAUGAACUUGGUUUUUUUUCUUUCGUUUUUUGUCUUAUCAUCAUUCUCGUCAUUAAUUUUCGAAUGACUGCGUUUUUGUUUCUUAAGCUUAACAUCUGGCUUUUGCCUGGAUUAAAAUCAAUUUUAACUAGGUCAUUUUUUUAUUGCUUUUUUUUUUUCAGUUUAACUUAUCAUGUUAAUCUUUCAUUCAACAGCUAAUUGUGCUGAGCUUUUUAUGGCUGGUAAUAGAACCAGUGGUGUCUAUACGAUUGAUCCUGAUGGUUUAGGUGCCUUUGAUGUGUACUGUAACCAGAGCACGGCUGGUGGUGGAUGGGCAGUUAUCCAGAGGAGACUAGACGGAUCUGUCGAUUUUAAUCGUACUUGGUGCGACUACAAGCAUGGCUUUGGUAACAAGAGUGGUGAGCAUUGGCUGGGCCUGGACAAGAUAAACCGCCUCACUUGGAGAACAAAGAACAAGCUACGAGUAGAUCUGGAAUCUGAAAUUUAUAAACCUUACGCCGAGUAUGACUUGUUCGCAGUUGAAUCGGAAUUGAAAAAUUAUUCCUUGAUUAUUGGUAGGAUGUCUUCGGGUAAGUUAUUUGCUAGUUCAUAAUUACUAUGAUUAGUUUAAAGUGAAGGAACAAAUUAGUUCAUAAGCUAGAUGUUUUACAUCGAAAAUUACCCUUACUGAAUUUUGAACGGUAUGUUACAUCUUAAAAAUAAGGCAAUCUUUUGAUGCAGUCUUGCACUUUGAUCAUCGGAGGGACUUCAAAAUAUAUUUUUUUGUGGUAGGUCAUAAUUAUUAUGAUCCAUGGACUGAAGUAGUGUCUAAAGUAACAAAUCAAUAAAUCAGCUAGACUUUGAGGCGAGGAGAUAUCGGAUGGUUGAAAAUGAUCUGACAGUCGAAUUGAUGAUUCAGGUGAAGUUGAUAGGUACGAUGUUGAUAAGUUACAUUCAGCGAACACAAACACUAGGAUAAGGUCUUAAUAAAGCCUUAACUGCUCAUACGUAAGUAACAGACUGGAGAAUGUGCAAUUCGCAACUUGCCUUUAGAUAGACAGCCGAUGUUUUUAUUGGAUGUUCACUUACCACAAAUUUUCUUGAAGCCCCUGUAUGCCGCGUAAAGAAAGCCAAUACGGAUCAUUAUGUAGACCCUUAAGGGUAUCCGAUAAUAUGAGACUUAAGAUUAAAAAAAAAAAAAACAGUUGAAGACGUAUCUAUUUUGACAGGCCUUUGCCAAUCGUUUAUGUCAAUUUAUUGCAUUUUAAUAUUUAGAGUAAGAACCUAUAAUUUUUACGCUAGUGAUGGCCUUGUAAAUUCUGUCUCAGGUUUCAUCAUUUUAUUUUAUAUGCAAACUCUGUAAAGUGCUUUUAAAUAUUUAUGAGAAAAGAAUUCUAUGAAUGAUUAUUAUUUUACUAAAUUACUUUUUCUUUCUCUCUCUCCGUGAAGGAAAUGCCAACGAUUCUUUUGAUAGCAAUAACCACGCCCAAUUUUCAACAAUAGAUAAAAUAAAAGGCGACCCAAACUGCACUAAAAAAUUUGGCGCUUGGUGGUUUUCAAACGAUCCAUGGACCUGUGGUAACUCGAACCUCAACGGAAACUACAACCAAAAGAGUGGUUUGAGAUGGGAUAACUGGGGUAAAGACCCAGAUGUACCCAUCACCAAAGCUGAAAUGAAGAUCAAGCCGGAUUGCCCAGGAGAAUAA
Messenger RNA from Pocillopora meandrina, 1932 nucleotides. The record is from the annotation of a GenBank genome assembly. NCBI's taxonomy places the organism in Eukaryota, Metazoa, Cnidaria, Anthozoa, Scleractinia, Pocilloporidae.